CAUUAUUGUAGGAGUUAUGAGAUUCCUUUGUAAACCUUACUAUGACAGAAUGAAGGAGGCUAUGCAGUGUUGUGGACAUUUUAAUCGACUGCUUUUAGAUAUUUCUUCUGCAAUCAGUGAGAAAGAUGAAAAGUAUGUAGACAUGUUGAAGGUUCUGUACCGAGAUCUUGUAAAUUGUAGAUCAGAUUUGGAGAAAGCUAAAUCUGCAUUUGAUUUAUUCAAGGUGCUAAAAGCACGAGGCAUUUUAGAGCCAGAAGACAUUUCAGUUUUGUUUGAAACAAUUGAAAUAACUGAAUGGAGAUAUUUGAAGGAGAUAAUUGAGAAGUAUGAGACAUAUCCAGAUAAAGUAGAGAUUGCUCGAUUUUCAGCACAUCGUCAACAGAUUGUUGCUCUAGGAAAAACAUUUUUAUUGGAAGAUCUUCAGAAGGCUUGUCACCUAUACAAGGACGAAUUUGAUUCUAAUAUAUGGAAAUUAAUUCAACAUCUUGAAUAUACAUCUUCAGUUUUAACAGAAGAUAACAUACCAUCAUUUAUGCAACGUUUGAGAAAGAAAGUAUUAAAUGAAGAUUUUAAUCAACUGCUUGGGGAAAUGUCUAAUGCAAUCAGCAAGGAAGAUAAAAAGUAUGUAGACAUGUUACGGGUUCUGUACAGUGAUACAGCAGAAUUCAAAGAAGAAUUGGUGAGAGCUAAAUCUGCUUUUGAUUUAUUCCAAAUACUAAUAGUAGCAGACAUUUUGAAACCAACAGACAUUUCAGUUUUGUUUGAAACCAUUGAACUAACUGGAUUGAGAUUUUUAAAGAAGAUUAUUGAGAAGUAUCGGGAGUAUCCAGAUAAAGUUGAGAUCACACUGUUUUCAGCAUAUCGUCAGCGUGUUGUUGCUUGGGGAAAAAAUGUUUUAUGUGAAGUUCUCCAGAAUGUUCGACAGAGGUACGAAAUUCCAGUCAACAUCUCUACAAAUCCAUGGAAAGUAAUUACAUAUCUUGAAAAUAAGGAUAUUAUUUCAGAAGACAAAUGGUCAUCAUUUCUAAUGAAUGUGAAAAGUUCUGAUAAUGAAGAAGCAUCAACAUCAAAAAAACAAAAGUUAAAUGAAGGUAAUGGAGAAGCAUCAACAUCAAAAAAAUUAAAGUUAGGCGAAGACUCAGUCAUCAGAGAAUAUUUUUUAGAAGAGCAGAAACAGUCUCUCAAAGAAAAAAAUUACUACUGUCCUCCAACGUACAUUGACGAUACAAUAGAUAUUGAUGAUUUGUUUACUGACCUGGAACUGGUUAAGAGAGAGGGUAGAGGUAAAAGAGUGGAUGCAGUGUCAGCAUCAUUGGAAGAAAUCCUGAAUCUUAUCAGUUCCAAAGAUUCAUGUAAAGUAUUGAUUGAAGGAGAGGGAGGGAUGGGGAAAACCACCCUUCUUAGAUAUAUAUCCUACCGAUGGGCAAAUAAGAAAGACAAUACUUUUUUGAGGGAAAUUGUGUUUCUUAUUAAUAUUAGGGAUAUAAAACCAAAUGAAGAUGUUAUAAAUGUUAUUAGCAGGAUUCAUGUGGAAAACUUCAAUCGCAGAAAAAAAAUGGAAAUAACAAGUGCUGAGUUGGGUAGUUUUAUAACAAACCAUGAUAAUGAGAUUGUUCUGUUGUUAGAUGGAUUGGAUGAAUUGAAUUCUGAAGCUACACGGCCAAUUAAUUUAUUCGAAAAUAAGAACUUCAGCAAAGUGCUUCUAACAUCUCGCCCUGGAAAUAUUUCUGACUUCGCUAACAAGUGUAAUGUUUAUGUGAAGGUUUUAGGAUUUAACUCAAACAGCAUAAAACAAUUCAUUGACAAUUUCUUUAUUCGUGACCCUGAUUCUGGCAAAUCACUGAGAAAAUAUUUGUAUAAAUAUGAAAAAGAUGAUGAUGAUGAUAACUAUAGUCAAUUAUAUGACUUGUGUCGUUCACCAAUGCUACUGCUCUCAAUAUGUACAAUAUGGAAGGAAAAGAAAUGCCUUCCACAAAAUCUUGCCAGCCUAUUUGAGGAAUUGUUUUGUUGCAUUUUAAAUCAAUACAACAAAAAAAACCAUGUAAAAAAGCUUUCUAAUUUUGCCAAAAUUCGACAGUAUAAAAAGUAUGAAAAGUAUGAAAAGUGUUUUUCAAUUCUUGGAAAAUGUAUGUAUGAAAGCUUAAAAGAAAACAAGUUUUCAAUAGAGUUUGAUGACUUAAGUAAAUACAAUUCAAAUGAAGACGAAAACUGCUUUGCCCUAGCAAUUGGAAUACUUUAUAAAGAGCUACCAAAAAGUGCGCAAGACUUUUCAAAUGUUUAUACAGCUCCUUGA
Molecule: messenger RNA, 2293 nt
Organism: Anneissia japonica
Lineage: Eukaryota; Metazoa; Echinodermata; Crinoidea; Comatulida; Comatulidae
Product: baculoviral IAP repeat-containing protein 1e-like
Exons: 6
Coding region: 17-2293 (758 amino acids)
Biological process (GO): regulation of apoptotic process
Molecular function (GO): protein binding
Source: RefSeq, a predicted model, not a curated record